Messenger RNA from Closterium sp. Naga37s-1, 561 nucleotides. The record is from the annotation of a GenBank genome assembly. Lineage: Eukaryota; Viridiplantae; Streptophyta; Zygnematophyceae; Desmidiales; Closteriaceae.
AUGCCUUAUGGUGCGCGCUCGCCUGGGCGUGCUGGCACUGCCACACCGUGCUUCGCGCCCCCCCCUGCAGAGUUCAUCAAUCUGAUCUCGUCGGAGGCGAAUGAGAUCUGCAGCAAGGAGGACAAGCGCACCAUCGCCCCCGAGCACGUGCUGCAGGCGCUGGAGUCGCUGGGCUUCAGCAGCUAUCUGGCGGAGGUGCAGGCAGCAUACGACCAGCACAAGUCUGAAACACUGGUGACCCACGCACGCCCUCACGCCCCUCCACACACUCCCCUCCUCUCGGCCGUGUUCCAUGGAGUCACCACGCACGCUGGGGCAGUCGAGCAGCGGCAAGGGACCUCUGACUGUCUGCCUUGCAUGCUCCCCUCCACCCUCCCCUCCUCCAUCCUCCUCCUUCCUCCCCUCCCCGUGCAGGAGUCACCGCGGGCGCUGGGGCGGUCGAGCAGCAGCAAGGCAUCGGGGGCGGUGGUGAUGAGUGAGGAGGAGGCGAUAGCGGAGCAGCAGAAGAUGUUUGCCGAGGCACGCGCUGCCAUGCUCAACCUGCAACGGCCCGCCUCCUGA